This is a messenger RNA of Penicillium odoratum, 858 nucleotides long. RefSeq names its product RlpA-like double-psi beta-barrel domain-containing protein. The record is from RefSeq and is a predicted model, not a curated record. The transcript has a single exon. Bases 1 to 858 code for a protein of 285 amino acids. Lineage: Eukaryota; Fungi; Ascomycota; Eurotiomycetes; Eurotiales; Aspergillaceae.
AUGGCCCCGAUCUCUAAGACUCUCGCCCUUGCUGGCGCCCUCUUUGCCAUUGCUGGCGUUGCUGCUCCCAUUGAGAAGCGUGCUGUAGUUUGGGAGACUGUCACCGACGUGGUCUGGACCACUGUUGAUGUCACCACCACUCUUUACCCUCAGGAACUCGUCGCUACUGCGACUGUCGUUCCUGUGACCACCUCGGCCGCUGCCGAGACCAUUCCCACCGAAAAGUCCAAGCCAGAGGGACACCGUCAGCCUGAGACUACCUCGACCAGCACCAGCUCCACUUCCACCGUGGCUCCUGCUCCUGCUACCACUGCUCCUGCUAUCACCGAGCCGGCCACUACCUCUGUCGUCGCCGCUGUUGUCGAGUCUACCACCUCUGCCGCCCCCGUUGUUACUACCACAUCUGCCGCUGCCGUUGUUGCUGCUGAGACUGAGCCUACCACUACCGCUGAGCCCACCUCAACCACCUCAACCUCCUCGGCUGCUGCUAGUUCCACUGCCUCCACUGUCUCCACCAGCUCCAGCGACUACAGCGGUUCCUGCGAUGAGAGCUCCCCUUGCACUGGACAGAUGACCUACUACGACACUGCCACCUCUGCUAGCAACCCCAGCGCUUGUGGUACUACCAACGACGGUCUUACUGAGUUGGUCCUGGCCCUGCCCGUUGGCAUCAUGACUGACUCCGACUGCGGCAAAACCGUUACCAUCACUUACGGCGGUGUCACCAAGUCCGGUACCGUCGUCGACAAGUGCAUGGGCUGCGACGACGGCUCCGUCGAUCUCUCGCGGGCCUUCUUCGAGGAAUUCGACUCCCUGUCAGCUGGUCGUCUCUCCGGUGCUACCUGGUACAUCAACUAA